Agrilus planipennis (emerald ash borer) is the source of this 746-nucleotide messenger RNA. RefSeq lists its product as uncharacterized. Bases 213 to 746 code for a protein of 177 amino acids. The record is from RefSeq and is a predicted model, not a curated record. Lineage: Eukaryota; Metazoa; Arthropoda; Insecta; Coleoptera; Buprestidae. The transcript is spliced from 4 exons.
GAUUGAAAAGAUCUUUAAAAAAAAAAACAGUGAAUAGUUCUGACAGUGAAUCUCAACAAUUAGCAAGUUCAGAACCUCUCCUGUUGGACUCUCAAAGUGUAUCAAAAUCAUUACUCAAAACAAAACCACUGCCAAGAACUGAAAAUAAUGCGCUUGGAACAAUUUUUGAAAAUGACUCAGAUUCCAUCGCUGGUCCAUCUAGUCGGCAGCAAAUGACCUCUAUUAAUGAAGCUAUUGAUGAUUUAAAAGUAUUUUUCAAAAGAGAAAUAAAUAACGCAAAGCGAAGUAUUUUAUAUGAUUUGGAACACAAGAUUAAUACGAUAAAAAUUGAAUUAUCAAAACGUCCAGGUGAAAUUGCACCAUCAGAACCCUGGAGAAUUAUAGGUGAACUCUUGCCAGCUAUGGAAAUUAAUAAAUUCCUAGAAUUAAAUGAAAUUUUAAGUACAGACAGCGAAAAACAAGAUGCACUGAAACAAAUUUUUCAAUUAGAAACCAUUGGUUCCACGAAUUAUGCUGCAGAUAUCAAUAAAAUUCUAAAAAAAUUAAUUGGAAAAGAGGUUCAAUUACUGUAUAGCGGAUGCGGUAGAAUGGCAAAUGGGGUUGGAGGAACUCCCAGUCUUGAACGACGGGGCCUAGCUUGGACUAACUCUGGGCAACCGAGCUUCGGCUCUUCAACGCCGGCCCAGGCCUGGGUCGACCUAAUGGAACUUUUUUUUAUGUUCGCCCAAGCUUGGGCCAGCCCGUGA